AUGGCAGAUGGUACCUACAGGUUCCAGCAGCCUGGGGCCGGGCAAUUCUAUUUCCAAACACAACCGCACCAACACUCGCACCAACGACACGCCAUUCCGAACGGGACCAAUUCCCCGGGACGACUGAAGCUCACCCACGACACUCCAUCCCCUUCUCGAUCGCCACCAGUGAACCAAUCAGCCGCUCUGAACACUCUCGCCAUGUACGGUCAACAACAACAUGUCAUGAUGAGUGGCGGCCAGGGCCACCAGCGCUUUGGCAUGCAGAUCGCCAAGUUUCAGUCACAAACCCAUCACCCUCACCACCCUCAACAACAACAUCACCAUCCCCACCAUGCCCAAGCGCAGCACAAUAUCUCCCAACAUACCUUCUCCGGUGGAACCCUCGCCACGACAACCCCGCAUUUCACGACCAGCCACAUCCAAAAUGGAGGGCCGUCCGCGGUGGACGAGGACAUGGAUGAUCAGAUGAGUGAGCAUUGGGCACGGCAACUCCAGCUUGCCGCUGAAUCGCGACAGGCUAGUUCUCCCCACUACCACGCUCGGGCUAUGGCACAGCAGUCCAAGGGGAUUUCGAUCAUGCCUAGCCAAAACGACCCCUCGGAACAUGGAAAUGAUGCUCGGAAUGGAACCCCCGCAAAGAAGUCAGCCUCGCGACAGGGUUGGAAUGCAAUCGAUUUUGGUGGACAGGGCCUGCGUGCUGUGGCCCCCUCACUUUUCAACUACGACUUCCUCGAGAAGCUGUAUCUCAACCACAACAAACUGAAGACGCUUCCCCCGGCGAUUGGCCAACUACGCAAACUUACUCACCUUGACUUGUCCGGUAAUGACCUCACCGAGCUCCCCGAGGAGAUCGGCAUGCUCUCCAACCUUAAGAACCUCCUCCUUUUCGAUAACCACAUCCGCACUCUCCCUUACGAAAUGGGUUAUCUGUACCGCCUGGAGACAUUGGGAAUUGAGGGAAACCCCCUCAACGAUGUGCUCAAGUCUCAGAUCAUGAAGGAUGGAACGAAAGCCUUGAUCAAGUAUCUCAAGGAAGAGAUGCCAGUUCACAUUCCUCCGCCUGAUCGUGAUUGGGUAAUUCUUGAUGAAACCCAGAGCUCCAAGGACGCCCCCGCCGAGAAGAUCACAGUCCUUUCCUACAACACCCUUUGCGAUUCUUCCGCAACUGCAUCUCACUACGGCUACGCACCUGCUCGUGUCCUUUCUUGGGAGUUUCGCCGGGAACUCAUCCUUAAUGAAUUACGAUCCCACAGCUCGGAUAUCGUCUGUCUUCAGGAAGUUGAUCAAGGAAGCUACAACAAUUUCUUCCGCGAGCAGCUUGCUUACAACGAUUACAAGGGCGUUUACUGGCCCCGUGGGCGCGCAAUGGGAAUGCACGAAGAUGAUGCCAAAACCAUUGAUGGCUGUGCCACAUUCUUCAAGGCAUCCAAGUACAUCCUGCUGGACAAGCAUUUGAUCAACUUUGGUCAAACCGCCGUUCGACGACCAGACGCGAAGGGACAGGAUGACAUCUACAACCGACUGUGGCAGAAGGACCACAUUGCUGUUGUGAUCUUCCUGGAGAACCGAUUGACCGGAGCACGAUUCAUGGUCGUCAAUGCCCAUCUCUACUGGGAUCCGGCUUUCAAGGACGUCAAACUCAUUCAAACCGCCAUUCUCAUGGAGGAGAUCACAAAGCUUUCGGAAAAUUGGACCAAGCAUCCUCCUUGCGUGGACAAGGCUAAAUUCCGCUUCUCCGAGGCCGAAAGUGGUUCUGAAACGACCCCGACAGUAGAGCCGGCGCCUUCUAAGGAAUACACCAGUGGUGAUCAGAUCCCGCUUCUCAUGUGUGGUGAUUUUAAUUCCUCACCCGGAUCUGCAGCGUACAACUUGAUCGCCAGUGGACGUCUGACUGAGGAACACCCCGAUCUGGAGAAACGACUGUACGGCAACCUGAGCAAGAUUGGAAUGACUCAUCCGUUCAAGCUGAAAUCGGCCUAUGGUUCCAUUGGAGAGCUCAGUUUCACCAACUACACUCCCGAUUUCAAGGAUAUUCUGGACUAUGUGUGGUACUCAUCCAACACCCUGUAUGUGUCGGCGUUGCUUGGGGAGGUGGACAAGGACUACCUUCGCAGGGUGCCUGGAUUCCCCAAUUUCCAUUUCCCAUCUGAUCAUGUCGCAUUGUUUGCGGAGUUUACUGUAAAAGAGAAAAAGGGCAAGGUUGUGGAUGCGGAUUUCGGGCCGCAACGGCACUGA
Molecule: messenger RNA, 2238 nt
Organism: Penicillium argentinense
Lineage: Eukaryota; Fungi; Ascomycota; Eurotiomycetes; Eurotiales; Aspergillaceae
Product: CCR4-Not complex 3'-5'-exoribonuclease subunit Ccr4
Exons: 2
Coding region: 1-2238 (745 amino acids)
Biological process (GO): nuclear-transcribed mRNA poly(A) tail shortening
Cellular component (GO): CCR4-NOT complex; cytoplasm; nucleus
Molecular function (GO): poly(A)-specific ribonuclease activity; protein binding
Source: RefSeq, a predicted model, not a curated record